GUUGAGUAUUGUGAAUGCAAGAGCUCUUGUAGUACUAAAAGGAAGGAGAAUAGUAGCCGAGGAUGCCCUUGCAAGGGUCGAAAUGUCGUGUGCUCAUCAAGUUGUCGAUGUGGCACUCGAAAUAAACCUUGUACGAAUAAGGUUAGUCUGUCGAUUAUAUGUUUUCAAUACAUUCAUUUGGCUUACAGUUUGAUUCGUUAAAAAAUCAAAUCGUUUUGUAGUCAUUUUAUGUAUACAAAUCAUGAUUUAGGAACGAGGAGAGAACUCACAGCCCACUGCUCGCACUACGUCGCAAAGAAAGUCGGUAGCUGGAUUUCGCCUUUCUCAUCCAUCGGCUGAUUCCGAAGAAACGCAAAGAGAAAAGGAACACGAAGAUGUAAAAGUAUGUAGAGCACCAGAGAUCUGUUUGUUUAGUUUCCUAGCUAAACUUCCAUGUAGAAGACAUAAUUUGCUAAGUCAUUUAUAUUUUGAUAUCAUAAACGUAUACAAAUACAGUAUGUUUACUAUAUUGAGUAUUGAUUAUUUGAUUGAGAUUUGGUGAUAUUGUUUGCAGUGAAAAUCUCUUUAAAAUUAAAUGAUAUACAUGCAGUAGCUGUCAAAUAACCUUGUAAAAGGCCAUGUAAAGUCCGUAUUGUAAACAAACGCUUUGUUUACAUUUUGAACUCAGUGCUGUAGUUGUAAAAUUUGAUUAGAUAUACUGUACGUGUAAUAUAUUAUACUGAAUUUUCUAACCAUGUCUUUUGGACACAUGGUGAGAGACCAAAAAUGUACUGCAAACAGUAUUCAAAUAGUUCUAAGCUGAGAAGCCAUAUAUGUUUAUCCUUAGGUUUAAUCAAUCUAAUUUGAUAGGUACUGUAUUCAUGUAUUUUAGGACUUUAUUGCCACUUUGGAUGAAGCGAUGGUGAGGAAGGUAGCUGUUCGGGGCCUCAGGAGGGGUAUUGGAAGUAUGGAUUAUAUCCAUACCCUCCUAAUAAUGGAGGAUGACCUUGAUCAGACAGAACAUGAUGAGGAUAUGGGUGCAUUUGAGGAAGAUUCAGGAGAGCUGCGUAACGAUAAAGAUCAACCCCAUAGCUCAGCAGGCCCACCUGAACCACACAACCACUUGCCUACAUCAGCACCAGACUGGUGUGUAUGUGGAUAUUGUAGACCCAUGACACAGGAGAUAGAAAAUAAAUGCUGCAGACAAAAGAAUUGUAUUACACUAACCUCAAGGUUUGCUAAAAUAUGCUUAGACCCAGAUGUUUUGGAGUUAUGUAUUCGAAACACUGGGGACAUUCACAACGAUCAGGAGGAUAAUAGUACCCGAGCAUUUAGAAAAGCUGGAUACAGACAGUUUGUAUUAGCACGUCAUGGCCACCUCGGAAAGGGAAAUAGAAGGGUUUGCCCAUCUUGUGUUGUGUUAAAAAUACGGGGACGAUAUCCAUCUGUCACAGGAGUCUAUAUGGGCUUUAGGGAGCACUGA
Molecule: messenger RNA, 1462 nt
Organism: Paramuricea clavata
Lineage: Eukaryota; Metazoa; Cnidaria; Anthozoa; Malacalcyonacea; Plexauridae
Source: the annotation of a GenBank genome assembly